Messenger RNA from Diaporthe batatas, 1386 nucleotides. RefSeq lists its product as uncharacterized. The transcript is spliced from 2 exons. The record is from RefSeq and is a predicted model, not a curated record. NCBI's taxonomy places the organism in Eukaryota, Fungi, Ascomycota, Sordariomycetes, Diaporthales, Diaporthaceae. Bases 95 to 943 code for a protein of 282 amino acids.
CCUACAUGACCCAGAAAGCACACAGGCCCGAAACACCCCACAGUCAAAAAGGGGGGAGGUCAAACCCGAAAAGAAUCACCUCGCAAAGGCAAGGAUGCUCCUCCGACAGGCAGAACCAGCAGACGUGGACGGCUACAUCUCAGCAGCAGCAGCAGCCAUGAGCGACUCACCCACCCAGGACACCACCACCACCACCACCACCACCGACACGCUGGACGACGUGUUCGGGUCCGACGGCGACGACGACACGCCGGUCUUUGAGGAGGAGGACAACUACAACAACCACGACAACAACAACAACACCGCCGACAUCCGCACCGUCGCCGGCCGCCCCACCACAGCAGCACACCACCACCCCUCCGACAUCCACCGCCUCCGGCAGUCGCACGCCACCGCGGGCUACCGCGAGGGCAUCACGGCGGCCAAGGCGGGCAGCGUGCAGGCCGGGUUCGACGAGGGCUUCGGGGUCGGCGGGGCCGUCGGCCUGCGGGUCGGGUGGCUCCUGGGCGUGCUGGAGGGCGUCGCGGCGGCGCUGGGGUCGUCGUCGUCGUCGUCCUCAUCCUCGACGGCUGACGAGGCGGGGGAGGCGCGCGCGAUGCUGGCCUCUGCGCGGGCGGAGCUCGACCUGCGGGGGGUCUUUGGGCCGGAGUACUGGGGGGAGGACGGGAUCUGGAGGUAUGAGGUCGGUGGUGGGGAGGGGGGGCAGGAGGGGGAGGAAGGGGAGGUCCUCUUCUCGCACGUGGCCGAGGCCCACCCGCUCGUGAGGAAGUGGACCGCCGCCGUCGAGGGGGUGAUGGCGCGGUGGGGGGUCGAGGGGGACCUGCCCCUGCUGCGGCGGCGCGAGGGGGACGACGGCGACGAGCAGCAGCAGCCUGUGCCCGCCAAGGCCGUCGCGCCGGCCCGGCCUGAUGCCAAGGCUGCCAGUGAUGCGCUGAGCUGGUGAGGUUUUUUUUUCCCUUUUGGCUCGGGGACUCGCUCGUUCGUGUUGGGGGGCGCUUGGACUGCCUGGGAGGGGGACUACGCGAUCACGGACGGACGGAGGGACGGGCGCGCAGGCACGCAGUCAUUGCGAUCAGAGGUGCGUAGUGCAGAGUGCUCUCUGCAUCGACACACGACGAUGACGACGACGAAGCACGGGUUCGUCCAUCAAUCACUCACAGCAGCAGGUCCGGUGCAACACUGGGGGCUGACUGGCCGGCGAGGCUCAGUACGUAGGUACUGUAUCUACAUGAUGGAAGGCCUCCCGUCUAGCAAGCUAGUUAGGUAGAGAAAAGGAAGUAAAUCUAGUAAUUAUAUAAAGAGUGGCUUAUAUAUUAUAAGGGUAAGAUUAAGGAUAAUCUUUUUAAAAAAGCUUAAUAUUUAGUAUUAGGUAGAGUUAUUUAAUUU